Molecule: messenger RNA, 1272 nt
Organism: Olea europaea var. sylvestris
Lineage: Eukaryota; Viridiplantae; Streptophyta; Magnoliopsida; Lamiales; Oleaceae
Product: nudix hydrolase 17, mitochondrial-like
Exons: 5
Coding region: 194-829 (211 amino acids)
Cellular component (GO): nucleus; cytoplasm
Molecular function (GO): pyrophosphatase activity
Source: RefSeq, a predicted model, not a curated record
CAACAAACUCAAAAUCCUCUUCUCAGGAAGUUUUAACUAAUUCGAUUCUGUUGCAACCCAAUUAUUUUUAGACUGAGAUUAUACCUUAUUUGAAAGAUUCUCUCGCCAUUGCCCAGUUUUUUGCUAUAUUAACUAUUUUUUUAACAGAAGUAGUGGCUUUUUAUUAAUUGGGAUUUCUUCAUUUCUAUUCUCUAUGUGUUUUUUGGAGAAAAACCUUUCAUCUACCAUGCAAAUCAAGAAACUGGUGUCUUUGCCCUCUCGUUCUGGGAGAGAUUUGCAACGCUACAAUCAGGGAUAUCGUCAAGUUGUUGGAUGCAUUCCAUAUAGAUAUCGGAAAACCAACAAAUCCCAAGAAGAAUUAGAAGUUCUUUUGAUCAGUUCCCAAAAGAGUUCAAAAAUGAUGUUCCCUAAGGGUGGUUGGGAAAUUGAUGAGGAUAUUCAAUUGGCAGCUUCAAGAGAGACCUUGGAGGAAGCUGGUGUAAUUGGCUUGCUUGGGGAAAAAUUAGGGGAAUGGAUUUUUAAGAGCAGAAGCCAAGAAAAGUUUCAUGAGGGAUCCAUGUUUCCCUUGCUUGUAACCGAGGAACUCGAUGUUUGGCCCGAGAAAGAAGUCCGUCAACGAAUUUGGAUGACGGUAAACGAAGCCAAAGAAGUAUGUGCGCAUUGGUGGAUGAAGGAAGCUUUGGAUGAGUUAAUUCGUCAAUUAACGUGUAUGCAAAGGAAGGAAGAAGAACCUUUGGGGUUGUGUAGAUUAGAAUACCACAGAAGCGAAGAAUCAAGAAUGAGCAUUGGAGACCUCAAAAUGCAAACAAAGAAGUCGAUUAUUACUUAAUUAUUUGAAGGUGCGAAUCCGUGCAGGAGUCUAUUUCUCCACUAUUGUGAACUUUCAAGCAACUGCGGAAACUUAUUACUCGAAAAUGUGGAGUUCAGAUGGAAGUUGGGGAGGGAGGGAGGGAGAAGUUGAUAUGGAAAUAGGGAGAAGAUUUUGACUCGAUUCUUUUAUUCGUUUAUUCUUCUUAAUUCUAACUAUAUUCUUUCUUCUUUCUUAGUAGUUUCAUCGUUAUAGGAUGCUUGAAAUGUCUCUAAGAAGUUGUAAAGAACGCCAGUACUGAAUAUAGGUUUCUUUAGAAAAUUAGUGUGAAUGGCCCUGACUUUCGGAUUUCCAAAUUGUGUUGCUGAUGAAUAUAUUCUAAGAAACUUUUGCGGUAUCAUUCGGAUUCAGAUGCCUUUGAAACAGUUGCAUCGGAAGAUUAUUCUACUGACGUAUUUUUUCAA